This is a messenger RNA of Oldenlandia corymbosa var. corymbosa, 1374 nucleotides long. NCBI's taxonomy places the organism in Eukaryota, Viridiplantae, Streptophyta, Magnoliopsida, Gentianales, Rubiaceae. The record is from the annotation of a GenBank genome assembly.
AUGAGGAUGAUGAUGAAGAAGGAAGGCAGAGUUUUGGUGAACAAACCUGUGGUAAUGGUACCCGAUGAGUUGAUGUUUGAGAUUCUAUCUAUGUUUCAGGGAGGAGGGAAUCGGCGGCGGCUGAGUUUGGAAGGAAGAAGGGAUCCGAAUCUGGGCGGCGCACAGUCAAAUUCGCUUUUCCGGAAUCGACUUCUACCCAACCUUGUAUUACACCGGGCAGAAGACAUUCAUGACCCCACAUACUUGUCCUCAACUCUGGUUAGGCUUACGGAGCCUUCCACAAAAGAUGAAGAAGAAUCCAGAUACCUAGUCCUACUAAGGACUGAUCCUGAUCACGGUCGCAGGAACGGUGGAAGAUUGACCGAAGUGGUUAACGGUCUCGGUAUGAGGAUUCCUGUUCCUGUGGCUUAUACUUGUUUUCCAGUACCAGUAUCAUCUACUCAAAGAUUUCAUCUUGGCUUCGACCCUGCAACUAGGAUGUAUAAAUUGCUGAGGUAUGGCAUACAGCACGUAGGUUGGCUUUAUCGGAGGAUGCAAGUGGAGAUAAUAACCUUAACAACCUUGAUGCCACCCUCUUCUGCUUCAGUAUGCACAUGGAGGAAGCUGGAGCUGGACAAUAACUCUAGUUGUGGUUAUAUUUCCACAACAAGUGUAUCAACUGGUGAUGGGUUCUUAUGGUCCGAGUUAAAUGAUUCGCUAAUAUCUUUUGAUCUCAACAAGGAGAAGUUUAAAGUGAUUAAGCUUCAGGAUAAUGUUGCAAAUAUGAUACGAACCCAUAGCCUCAGUUUCAUUCGAUCAAUGGGAUGCCCAGCCAUACGGAUUGUGCCUGAGCCAGCUAGAGGUUCCAGAUAUUUUACACUCUUUCUGUUUGAAAAUGAUGGAAGUAACAUAUGGAUGACUCAUAAUGUACAAUGGCCCCCAGAACUCGGGAUAUUGGAUCAUAUUGUUGAUUUGGGAAACCUUCCCACUGGUGAGAUUUUGUUGAUGAAUAGGGUGCACAUCAAUCAGGAACGUCACGAGUCUCUUUAUUCUUAUAAUCAUCACACCACUAGGUUUCAUCGUUUUCAAGUUGCAGAGGUCCUAGGUUAUGCUCGUGAUAUUGUUGUGCGUGGUUCAACCAGCAUUAGUGCCAAGAUAUCUUGUUUAUAUGAUAAUGGUAGUCUUUUUUUACCAUUGGAUGAUAAACUAAGCAGUGUUUCUCAAGAGAGGUGGGCAUGUGAAGUGAUGGAAACUUUGCCACCAAGAUCUGACUUGUGUAUGAACGUUCCUGCAAUGAUGCUCACAAGGCUGAAAGCACUUUUGGCGACUUCUUGUCUGACAGUGCAUUGCUAUUUGUAUGACAUUGUCUCAUCAGCUGGUGCAACUUGGGGAUAA